This is a messenger RNA of Phytophthora sojae, 1542 nucleotides long. RefSeq lists its product as hypothetical. Gene Ontology annotation, biological process: monosaccharide transmembrane transport. The coding region runs from base 100 to 1542 and encodes 480 amino acids. The transcript has 2 exons. Gene Ontology annotation, molecular function: hexose transmembrane transporter activity. Gene Ontology annotation, cellular component: membrane. Lineage: Eukaryota; Oomycota; Peronosporomycetes; Peronosporales; Peronosporaceae. The record is from RefSeq and is a predicted model, not a curated record.
AUUAUCAUUUCAUUGACCAGCACUUUGCUCAUUUUUCAUUUGGACGCGCAACGCACAAGCCAAGUGUCCACUACGCACCAACUCACUAACUCGCUAGACAUGCCGCCGCACCCUGACGACGUCUACAACGAGGUCUCCACGCCCAAGGCCGACGUCGCCUUCGACGAUGCCAACAAGGCCGCCGCGCUCCAGAUCAAGCCCAACCGCAUCCUCUACACGAGCGUGCUGCUGGCGCUGCUGCAGCCCUUCCAGAGCGGAUGGUCCACCUCGCAGCUCAACCUGUCCGACUACAACAACACGGACGAGUGCAACGCGCGGCCCGUCGUCCCGGGCACAUGCACGCUCUUCAGCGGCCACUCCAAGCUCGAGUGGACCUUCGCCGUGAACGCGUGGAUCUUCGGCGCCAUGUGCGGCAAAGCUGCUCUUCUUCAACUGCUUCUUCAUGUGGUCGGCGGCGCCGUCAUCCAGGCCGUCGUCUCCAACAUCUGGCCCUUCGCCGUCGACCGCAUGGUCUCCGGCAUCGCCUCGGGCGCCGCCACCGGCACCAUCGGCGCGUACGUGAACGAGCUGUCGCCGCCGCACCUGCGCAGCCACCUCGGCCUGGGCCUGCAGAUCUCCACCACCAUCGGCAUCUUGGUGCCGGCCAUCUGCUUCUUCUUCGCCGACAGCGGCGAUGGAUGGCGCUACAUGGCCGGCUUCCCCAUCGUGCUGGCCGCCAUCUACAUGUUGCUUUCGCCCUCGCUGGCCGUCGAGAGCCCCGCGUGGCUGCUCAUGAAGAACCGCCGCGAGGAGGCCAGGCAGGUCAUCACGCGUCUGUACGGCGAGGAGCACGUGCAGACCGCGCUGGGCUGGCUCGAGGCCAACAAGCAGCCGAGCGAGGCCGAGGCCGGAUACGCCGCCAGCUCGCAGCCGGCCGAGUCGAUCUGGUCGCCCAAGUACCGCCUGCAGUUCCUCGGCGCGCUCCUGCUGUCCUGCACGCAGCAGCUCUCGGGCAUCAACGCCGUCUUCUACUACUCAGGCAACAUCUUCUCGGACGCCGGCAUCUCGGACUCGCGCGUCGGCACGCUCAUCAUCGACUUCAUCAACAUCUGGCCGGCCUUCUUCACGGGCGUGCUGGCCACGCGCUUCGGCAACCGCAACAUGAUCCUCUGGGGCAUCGCCGGCAUGGUCGUCAUGUCCAUCGGCAUGACCGUCGCCUUCCUCGUGGACGUGUCGGCGCUCUCCAUCGUCUUCACGGCGCUCUACGUCAUCGUCUUCGGCGUCACGCUCGGGCCGCUCGUCUGGGUCAUGACGGCCGACAUGUUCCCGGACUCGGUGCGCGCCAGAGCCUCGUCCAUCUGCAUCGGCGCCAACUGGCUGUGCAACCUCAUCGUCGGCGUGGGCUACCCGUACCUGGCCGACGCCUUCGACGACUGGAGCUACACGCCCUUCACGGUGCUGCUCAUCAUCUUCUACUUCCUGUCGCUCAUGCUCGUGCCGGAGACGGCGGGAAAGACCAACGAGGAGAUCCAGGCAGAGUACGAGGAGCGCCGUCGCCGCUAA